Molecule: messenger RNA, 1120 nt
Organism: Prunus avium (sweet cherry)
Lineage: Eukaryota; Viridiplantae; Streptophyta; Magnoliopsida; Rosales; Rosaceae
Source: RefSeq, a predicted model, not a curated record
CUAUGCACUACAGUCACGGCUGUUGAAGAUUUUUACAAGGCUCUUAAUGGCCCUCCGCAGCUGAAGGGAUGGAGAUUGGAUAGUGGGGAUCCUUGUGGUGAAUCAUGGGCUGGACUGUCAUGUUCUGGGUCAUCUAUAAUACACCUUAAACUUCAGGGGCUGAACCUCUCCGGGUAUCUUAGUGCCCAGCUCUAUAAUAUGCUCAACCUGAAGACACUGGAUGUUAGUUCCAAUUACAUAGUGGGUGAAAUUCCAUAUGUCUUACCCCAAAAUGCCACUCAUAUGAAUCUAAGCCACAAUUUGUUAUCUGGACCUGUUGGCAAUGUAUUUACCAGCCUACAGAACUUAAGAGAACUGGAUUUGUCAUACAAUAACUUGACUGGAAGCCUCACAAGUUCAUUUGGAUCCUUGACAAACCUCACUGGAUUGUUCCUGCAGAAUAACAACUUUACUGGAUCAGUUGAUUAUCUAGCUGUGCUACUUCCACAAACAGAUAUGAACAUUGAAAACAACAGUGUUGAUCCAUUUCUUAUCAAGCAGGUCAGUUUUUCUAGUAUUUUACAAGAUGAACACAAGAGUAAGAUACAUCUUGCUCUUGUGUUCAUCCUGUUUAUUGGGGUUGGCCUAGUGUUGGCUAGCAAACCCAAUAAUACUGGGAAAGGGAAAAGGAAACUGGAUGAAGAAGAGUUAAAACCAUUAAGUGAGAGGUUUACCAAAAGAGUAAUCCUUGUGAUCGAGGACCAGAAGGCCAAGGAGACUGUCAUAGAGGAGGAGGAGGAGGAGCCUAAAGUGAAGGAUAAGAGGAGGAAGAAAGCCCCCUCACCGCCAAAGGUCAAAGUCCCCGCCCACGAACCGGAUCCAACAACUGAUCCAGAAGAUCUUUGAGUGAAAGACUUAGCUUACUAAGUGUAGUUAUGCAAUGAAAUAAUGCAUUGAACUUCAUUGUUUGGUGGUUCUGGUUCAUCGAAUCAUAACAAUCUUUGAAGCUGUUUUUCCUUAAUAAAUGGAUUUAGCCAGUUAAGUAGUUUAAAUCUGUUGCUUGGGCUAAUGAAUCCGCUUCUUAUGUUGAAUCCGCUUCUUAUGUUGAAUGACCAAAAUAAGCAUAAUGGGAAAGUGCUAA